AGCCUCCUCCGUAGCCUCGCCACUCGCCUCUCGCCACUCCCCCCUCUCCCCCUCGCACCCCAAGAAGACGACGAGGGCAAGCCGCGGCCGCCGCCGUAGCCGCCACCGGGGGGGUUCCGUCUCUCCGAGGUGACCAUGUCCACGGCCACGAGGAAGCGUCCCCGGAACAGCGGCUCCGCGUCCCGGACCCGGAGCAGCGGCGGCGGCGGCUCCGCGUCGUCGCCGUCGCCGUCCGCGAUGCGGCGGACCACGAGCCUGUCGAACCUCGCGCCGCCGCAGGAGACGGUGGCCGGGCUCCUCGCGCCCGCGCGGACGGCGAUGGGCGAGGCGUCCGCGGCGGGGCCGGGGGCGGGGGCGUCCGUGUGGGGCGCCAGGAUGAGGCGGCACUCGGCGUCGGCGGACUGCGUCACCGUGCCGGAGGCGGCGUUCCUCAAGACCUGCUGGCUCUGCAAGAGCGGCCUCGGGCCCGGACGCGACACCUUCAUCUACAUGGGUGAGGUGGCCUUCUGCAGCCAGGAGUGUAGGCAGCACAAGAUGAACCUCGAUGAGCUCAGGGAGAAGAAGUGCUCCACUCCGGGCGGGGGCGGAAGCGGUGGUGGUUCAGACCAGUCCGGCAAAAGCAGCACCAUAGCGGCUGCAUAGCAUGGUCAGAGGGGGGGGGGGGGGGGGGGGGGAUCAAGAAUUUUUUUUGGAAGCCUUGUACAGGGCCCAAAUGCAUUAGUCUGCAUCAGCAUAUGUAUAUCCUAUAUUUGUGGAUUUACUGUAUGUAUAUUGGUGGGAAGGGAAAGGGUGUAGAGAUCGGAACUGGGCAUGCAUGUCUGCAAUAGGUUUGCAAGGCAUCUGCGGCUGUGGGGAUGUAUCUGUUGAAUCCUGGUGCAGAUUAGGACUUGGGAUCUGCUCCUGUUUUGUCAAAUUUUCCUGAAGGAAGAACAUAAGUGUCGUGGUGCUGCAAA
Messenger RNA from Panicum virgatum (switchgrass), 953 nucleotides. RefSeq lists its product as uncharacterized. Lineage: Eukaryota; Viridiplantae; Streptophyta; Magnoliopsida; Poales; Poaceae. The transcript has 2 exons. The record is from RefSeq and is a predicted model, not a curated record. Bases 136 to 642 code for a protein of 168 amino acids.